Molecule: messenger RNA, 876 nt
Organism: Lasiosphaeria miniovina
Lineage: Eukaryota; Fungi; Ascomycota; Sordariomycetes; Sordariales; Lasiosphaeriaceae
Product: aldo-keto reductase-like protein
Exons: 4
Coding region: 1-876 (291 amino acids)
Molecular function (GO): oxidoreductase activity
Source: RefSeq, a predicted model, not a curated record
AUGGCAUCUCUAGCACUCAACACGAAGAUCAAGCUGCCCAGCGGCUAUGAGAUUCCUCAGCUGGGAUUUGGAGUCUAUCAAACCCCACCCAAGGACACUGAGACCGUGGUCAACGAGGCAUUUGCAGUCGGCUACAUCCACGUCGACUCGGCAGCUGCCUACCACAACGAGGCCGCCUGUGGCAAGGCCAUUCGCAAGUCGGGCCUUCCACGCGAGCAAUUCUUCUUCACGUCCAAGGUGCCUCCCAGAGCCCUCGGCUACCAAGCGGCAAAGGAUCAGGUUGAGAAGUCGCUCACCGAGUCUGGGCUGCAGUACAUCGACCUGAUGCUCAUCCACGCGCCGUACGGCGGGUCGGCCGGACGCAAGGGUGCGUGGAAGGCGCUGGUCGAGGCGGUCGAGGCGGGCAAGGUCCGCAGUAUCGGUGUCAGCAACUACGGCGUGCAGCAUCUCGACGAGCUGGAGAAGCACAUUGCGGAACUCGAGGCCGAGCGCGGCGGGCUCGGCAAGGGCGGUGUGCUCAGUGUGGGGCAGUGGGAGAUCCAUCCUUGGUGCGUCCGCAGUGACAUUGCCGAGUGGUGCGCCAAGCGCGGCGUCGCUGUCGAGGCCUACAGCCCCCUCGUCCGUGGCCGGCGCUGGGGCGAGCCGACACUCAGGGAGCUUGCUGGCAAGUACGGAAAGUCCGAGGCCCAAGUUCUCGUCCGCUGGAGCUUGCAGAAGGGCUACAUCCCGCUGCCCAAGAGCGUCAACGCCGAGCGCAUCCGUGACAACGCCGACGUCUACGACUUUGAGCUCACUCUCGAGGAGGUCGCUGAGCUCGAAUCGGAUGAGUAUGCCCCGGUUGCGUGGGACCCGACCACAUCGCCGCUCGACGCUUAG